This is a messenger RNA of Symbiodinium sp. CCMP2456, 3306 nucleotides long. The record is from the annotation of a GenBank genome assembly. Lineage: Eukaryota; Dinophyceae; Suessiales; Symbiodiniaceae.
AUGGCAGCUGGCCUUGGGGCCAAGGAGCUCUUCAGCUACAACCGCGAGAACUUCAAGUUCGACCAAGAUCAGAGGAUCGAGCGAGAGGCUCUCCGCUUGGAGAUGCAGGUGAAGCGCUUCGAGCUCUUUCGGGAGGACGUGAGGGACUUGGUGGAGCUCACGGUCGACCGCAUGGACGUCUACCAUUUGGUUGGUGCCCUUUUCUUGGAGUUCUGCAUCGUUCUCUUCUGCGAGGGUCGAGUGCAGGCGUCGGCUCCUCCCUUCUUGCUCUCGCUCUUCCUCCUCUCCAACGCCUGUGCCUUCAUCUACCUGCUCCUGGCGGUCUGGCUUUCCAUGCAUGCCUCGAUCGCAUCGCACAGCUUCGGGGUCCGCCUGCUCACGCGCUUCGUGCGCUUGCCGAUCCCCAGCAUGAAGCAGAUCGCCGGCCUCAGGAGCAACUUGAAGGACUACGAGCGACAAGGCGUCGCCAAUCUGCUUCGCCUGCCCUUCCAGGAUCAGCAGGAGUGGCAGCAGGUGCACGGUGCAGGUCCUGAGCCUUCCGAGCGGAAGGAGGAGUCUCAGAGGGACCGCGGACCCGUCUCCUUCCAACCGCCGACGAGCUCGAGCUCGGCGAGAGAGCGAUCCGAGGGCCCCGGCCCGGCCUCCGCGAGCUCCGCGAGCGGCUCCGGGGCCGCCGGAGGCGACCGAGCUCCAGCAGCGACCACGCUUGGAAAGCCUGUAGGUGCAGAUGGACUUGGGCAGGCGGGAGCGUCCAGCCUCACCUCAGGCCAGAAUCUCUUGCCGGAGAGGGAAGAGACAGUGGUUGGCGGCGAGGAUCUGCUGUCUUGCUCGAGGGGAGCACAGCCCGAGCGUCACGUGCAGCUCUUUCGACAGCUGCAGUCCAAGUGGCAGUGUUAUGACGCGUACUGCAGGGUCUGCAUGGGUUUGGGUGUGAACCAAAUUCUGCAAGGCUUGAGCUAUUACUGCAUCUGUCACACCUUGGUGGAGAACCACUCUCCCACGACCGGCUAUGCCCUCGUGACCCUUUUCCAGAGCACGACCAUCGCCUUGGCCGUCCUCGAUCUGGCCGGGCUGAGGAGGCGCGAGAUCCUGGCAGUCCAGGUGGUGGGCAUCAUGCCCUGCCUUCUGACAGCCUGGGGCGUUGCACACGGCCACCGUAUCGAGGGAGGUGUGCUGGAUCCUGCGCAGACGUAUAUGCUUUCGCCGCUGAGCUUCCUUUGCCAGGUGCUUUGGCUGGAGCUGUGGUUGCGUGUCGCAGCUCCUCAUGGCGAUGAUCAAGCAAAGUUGCCACGGCGAUUUCGGCAGGUGCUCUUCCUGGACGUCUUUGGCGACUCCUCCGGCUGGGACCCGCACGACCGCGACAACAACUGCGAAGACGAUAUGAUCGAGGGUGAGAUGUUCAAGCAAUUGGGCGUCAAGGAAGAGAAGGAUGCAGACGAAGAGGCCGAAGAGGCCUUGCUCGCGGCAGCCCAAAGGGCUGCUUCACAGCUGACCAUGGCCCAGUGCGCGGGCAGACGGUGGAAUGCAGCGCCUUCCUGGGCAUUGUCGAAGCAGCAGUCGAAGGAGCUGGAAGAUGUCCGGGACCAGCUCAAGAACUGGGGCAGCACCAUCUAUACAGAGCUAGAGCGGUGCUGUCGCUUGAGGGGGAUUCCGGAGGCACUCCGGAACCUUGAGCGGGAUCUUCGCCCUUGGUCCGAUCUCUCAUCGGAAGAGCAAACUGCAGACCCUUUUGCCGGCUGUCUGGUGGGCCCCUUCGAGCACGAUGAUGGCUACAAGACGUCCUGCUAUCACUUUGAGAUCGAGUCUCAGCGGACGCUUUUCGAAGACGCUGCCCGGCAAUGUCCCGGUGCACUUGUCCUGUCGCUUCAAGCCGUCCAAGCCAUCAUGAAGGAUCUGGAGGAUGCAGCUCGCAGCUUGUUGGAGCUGCGGAUCAUGUCCGACCUGAGAAUCACGAUGCAGCGUCGCCGGCUGCAAAGUGAACUCAAGGCCAAGAAAUCCAAGCGCCAGAGCCGCAUGGCGAUGCACGCGGCGCAGGCCUCCGGCGAAGCGACACGGGGGCAGUUCCCGAACCUGGUCGCUUUGUUCAAGACGAGGCUCUACCAGCGCCGGGAAGAGCGAGAGGCUCGCCUCGAGCUGCUCGCGGAGGAGCCGGACCACCGCGACCACCGCGACCGCGAGUCCUCGCCGGAGGGCUCCGAGGGGUUUGCGCCCAGCCAAUCGCGAGGCUUCGCCGAGCGGGACGGCCGCGACGGCCGCGAUGCAGGCGCCCGAGCGGACCCGACGCUGGUGGCCAUGGCGGGCGCCAAUGCCCAGCAUUUCGUGCCCGAGAAGCUCCCUUGGCAGGUGCUUCGGAACAUCACGCGCGUGCUGCAGGUCUGCUGGUUCUGGUCGGGUAUCAUGGCCUUUCUCAAGGAGGUCCACGUCUACCAGGUGGACUUCCAGCAGCACCCGGCCCACGAGCGGAGGUUAUGUGAGGCCCAAGUUUGGCCCUUCGAUCAGAUGGCCAUUGAUUGGCCUCACGGGAGCUUCUUCCGGCCACAGGGACUUCUCUGCCCUUCCGACCAAGCUUUCCUUGUCGCGAGCCCUUUUGCCGUGUAUGCCGCUUCCGCCAAAGCCGCCGGAGCCGGUGAAGCAGCGGCCGACGGGUCCUUGUCCGUGCGCCUGGACGAGGUCUGGCGUGGCCGUCUGCCUGCCGUCGGUUCGGCCUGUGCCGGCUCCUUUGCCCAAUGCCUCCUCUUCGCACCAGCAGAGGGCCGAAUCGAGGUUUGGCGUCCAGGCCAUCCUCGAAGUGCUUUGGCCUUGGAAGAUCAAGCGCCGUGGUUGCGAGUGGCGGGCAGCAUCACGACCUGCAAGCAGGUGGCGACUCUCUUGCCCGAGGAGGCCUCGGCGGACUCCUGUUUGCUCCUCGCAGGAUGGGACGGCCGCUUGAUCCCUGUGGCGGCCAUUCCGCUCGCCGGGCAUAUCGAGGAGGAGGGCGGCCUCCAUCUCGAGCCCACGAAGCUACAGCCAGGCUUGGAUGCCCCGCUCCAAGACCCCUCCAAGGCGGUGGCAGCGUUGCACAUGGAGCGGGGCGGGCGGCUCUGGGCGCUGCUGGCCAGCGGAGAUGUGGAGGCCUGGGAUUUGCUUUCUUCCCGGAGCCUCGGCCGCUGGAGGGCGCGCUUCGAUGCGAGUUUCCAGCCGAUUGCCAUGUGCCAGGACUCCACCUACGGAUUUCUGGUGCUCGGUCACAACGUUAGUGGAGGGGGCGCCAUCAUUUCAAGAGCGCAGCGACCAGCAGAUGCAGAAUCCGCGCGCCUUGUACUCUAG